AUGAUGGUCUUUUUAGCGAUCGGAAUUUCUCAAUGGAUUUCUUGUUAUGUCAUUUCAAUACUCUUGUUCAAUCCAAAGGUGGUUCAACCCAAUUACAAGUUUGUACAAACGAGUGAGAAAAUGACCAUUUCGUUUAUUGAAAUUUUGAGACAUGCCUAUUCUGAACAACCAUUGUUCAUGAGAAGAAUUAUUGAUGCCUAUUUUGUGAAGGCAUUGUUUUACUUUAUUGCAUUUUCUGCUGGAUUUUAUUCAGUGAUUCAAUUAUGGUUUGUCACUGAUUCCAAUAACUUGUCAAAAUUGACCAGCGUUCACAUUUUCCAUAUUGAGGUCAAUAGAGGUGUAUUAAUUGGUGGUGCCUCUCUCUACUUUUUGGAAUUAAUCUAUAGAUCUCGAACUCAAUUAUUGAUGAUUGCUCACCAUUUGGUUGCCAUUGUCAACAUUGUUUGGAUGAUUGAAUAUGAAAAGUCUAAUUUGGCCUACAUGAAGAUUUUCAUGGUCUAUGUUUAUUUUGUAUUUUUGGAAUUUCCAGAGUGCUUCAUCAUGAUUGGAUAUCGUCUCUUCUGUAACUGGGUGCCAGAGUCAAAGGUGCCUCUUAAAAUUAGAGUGGUCUAUCGAAGACGUAUGAAAUAUUCAGUGCUCGCUCUUGCUUGGAUUGACAUUAUUUUCAAAAUUAUUGGAAAUAUUCUUGUUCUUGCCAUGUUUAUUGUCAUGUGGAAUGAUUUCCCAGUAGAGUUGAGAAUUGUCUUUUUAAUCAGUUUCACUGUGUUUUUCAUUGCUCAAGCUUAUGGACCUUAUAUUUUCUUUAAAUUGUAUUUCAAAUUGAAGAAGGCCAUUGAGGAUGAUAUGCACAAGGAACAUCAAGCAUUGUUGCAAAGUGAUGACUCGGAUGAGAAUUCAAAUUUGAAUCCAUACAAGCCAGUGAACAAUUCAAAUGAAGUUCAAUUAGAGAAUAGAGUGUAA
Naegleria lovaniensis is the source of this 960-nucleotide messenger RNA. RefSeq lists its product as uncharacterized. The transcript has 3 exons. Bases 1 to 960 code for a protein of 319 amino acids. Lineage: Eukaryota; Heterolobosea; Eutetramitea; Acrasida; Naegleriidae. The record is from RefSeq and is a predicted model, not a curated record.